This is a messenger RNA of Alternaria viburni, 1815 nucleotides long. RefSeq lists its product as uncharacterized. The record is from RefSeq and is a predicted model, not a curated record. NCBI's taxonomy places the organism in Eukaryota, Fungi, Ascomycota, Dothideomycetes, Pleosporales, Pleosporaceae. The coding region runs from base 1 to 1815 and encodes 604 amino acids. The transcript has a single exon.
AUGUUCAUCGACCGCAUCCUUGCAAGGCCCGAUAUUGCGGAAAAAUAUGUCAGGAAGAUAAAGCUGGGUUUCUGGGACUCUAAGUUCGCCGGACCCCGUCCAGAGAUCAUAUCCGAAGAAUUGUACGACGCGUAUACGAAAGCUGCAAAGGCCGCAAAUGUCAUCGACAUCAUCGUCCCAUAUGAAGCCGCGGAAGUUACCUCAAAGGGAGCUUUGGUUUCAAAUUGGCGUGAGCGAGAUUGGUACACAGAGCUUCUCAUGAAGAAAAGCCAGGGUGCUGGGUGGCCUCCUUAUGAUCUCAUGUUCUGCCAGGUUCUGCGUGCUGGGCAUGAAGAUGCACUGGUCGCACUCGUUCUGGCCCUUCUCCCAAAUCUUCGAGUACUUGAGCUGCACACCGUUCUCAUGAACCCAGACCAAAUCAUACUACCUUGGCGUUUGCCUAAGCAUGGAUUCAAAAAGCUAGUCAGGCUUACCGCCGCCAAUGAUAGGGCUAUACCAUGGUCUGCGUCCUUUUUAAACCAGAUAAUGGACAACACUUCGCUCCAAACCCUAGAGUUGGCCAGAGGGAGCUGUUGGUAUCAAGCUGGAGGAGACCUCCUCGAAUCGCCGCCAAUUGCUCUACCUCUUGGUCUCGGGGCGCUCACUGCUCUUCAUCUUCCGAAUUGCGCUUUCACGUGCGUGGAGAUGCAAAAGCUCCUCUCAGCGUCCCCUCGUUUAAAGCGGCUAUACUUUUCAUACGGAUUAGCUAUGGGCCCUUACAACUUCACAGCAGGCGAGCUUAUCACCAUGCUUGACUCAUUCAAAAACACCCUGGAAGACUUGUAUCUGGACAUCGUACCCAGUUGGAUGACUCCGCAAGAAGAAGAUAGUGACUCCAGCCAUCUAAUCGAAUCGCUAAGACACUUCACUGCCUUGAGGCGACUGGAUACAAAUGUGGACGUGUGGAGGAUGUUGGACGUUGGGGCCAUCUUGCACAAGUAUCAGCCCGGUAUGAACAUGAACUACGAGUGCAAGAUAUUGGAGCAAGAUCGUUGGUGCUGGCGGCUACCUCCAGUUCUGGAGUUUUUGUCACUCCAUCCCACCCAUCGCGAAACGACGCCUGAUAGCCAUCAACUUCGCGAUUUGGUAUCAUCUCAAAGGCAGGCCCUACCUGAGCUGAAAGCUUUGGUCAUCGCCAUUCACGACGAAGGUUUCAGGGACCUAAUGAAGAUGGAGUUUUACUCGUACAUGGAGGACUACCAAGCAACUAUGGAAAAUGAGACAGACAUGGGAGCCCCAUCUGGUACCGACGACGAGUCGUACAUGGACAGUGAGUCUGAUACGGACGAUCGAUCGAGCAUGGACAAUCAGUCGUCUGAUUCGGUCGACCAACCGGGCGUUGGUAAUCAGUUUGGUUCGGAUGAUCAACCGGGCAUGGUCGCUCAGUCUAAUUCAAACGAUCAAUCGAACAUGAGCGACUGGUCGAGUGUGAACGGUCUCGAUGAAGAUGACCGGAUUAACAUCAAAGUUGGGAGUGCUGCAGAGGCAUCUGGGCCCAUCAAAACCACAUUUCAUGGCUGGCGUCCAAGCAGUGAAAUGCCUCGUAUACAUUGGGAGGGACACGCAUAUGUACUGAAGCCAGGCGAGAGACCCUGUUCUGAAGCAGACAACUCACAACCAAGAAUCGAUCGGUGGUUGCGUGAGUUGACAGGGGUCAGCACUUACCUAGCAUCAGAAGGCGAUCCAGACUUGGUUUACUCAUCAUCUAGUGAAGAAGACUUUGGACACGGGUACAUGUUGGAUGCCGAGUGGGAAGAUCUUGUAGAGACUCUGUAA